GUUAUCGAUGUUGUUUUAUUAAUUAAAAACAAUUCAUUAAAAAAGUACGCCCACGCCCAAUAACAGAAAGCUACAACGGUUUUAACUGCUGUUGAAUAUCUGGAACCCGCUUAGCCACAAGUGCUUAUUCCCGCUAAGAACCAUGGUCGUGCUGAGCUCCUGCUGGUCUCCGAUUAUCUGGUCCGACAAUGUCCGGACGGGCAGCUACGCCGUGGCCGGCUACACGGCUGCGCUCUCCGUGGUUAUGAUUACACUGAUCGGCUACAUGCUGGCGGGCGGGGAGUCUGCGCAGCUCUACUCGCCGCUCUUCGAGACGGAUAUACGGACGUCCAUGCCCAUUGCCGGUGGCUUCUUCAUCAUUUACUUUCUAUUGAUUAUUUUAUCCUCCUACCUGGUCUACUAUGGCAUCAAGAUCAGUACUCGCGGAUGGCUGCUGCCGUGGUUGGGUCUAAUUGGACUGGCCAUUCUCUUCCAGUUUAGCUGGAGCUUAUGGCUUAUCGGAGGCUAUUACAUUUAUCUCGAACAAACCUUCUCGGCCCUGCUAAACUUUGUCUGGGUGGCCUAUAAUAUAUACUGCUGGCUGGUGGUCUUUUCACAGUACCAGAUCUUCUUGAACAUUCAGAAUCCAAACAUUGAGCUUCUGAUGCCAUGAUGAAGAGAGCCAUACCAACAUUCAUUAUAGCUCGAAUUAACUUUUAGACUACGUUUUGACACGCUACAAAGGAAGUCCGUCCAGGAGUAUUUCCACAAAAAGAAUUCCACAUCCAUUUUCUACAGAUGCCUACCAAAUAGUUUUAUAUACAUUUAUAUAUAUAUAUAUAUUUUACAAGCCUUUUUACACCAUCAACUACUGUAAUAUGUAUUGAAUCGAAUGCCUUAGUCUUCUAAACGACAAUUAAACCGUAGAUUCGUAAAACUAUAA
Molecule: messenger RNA, 922 nt
Organism: Drosophila serrata
Lineage: Eukaryota; Metazoa; Arthropoda; Insecta; Diptera; Drosophilidae
Gene: pasi1
Product: septate junction component pasiflora 1
Biological process (GO): regulation of tube length, open tracheal system; establishment of glial blood-brain barrier; septate junction assembly
Cellular component (GO): plasma membrane
Source: RefSeq, a predicted model, not a curated record